AGAUUCUGCUCACCGUUUUCCACUCGGCUGUGAUAGUAUUUAGUUCCGCUUCCGUGAGAAAGAGCGAGAAGCGCGAACUGGAACGGACUUCGUUUUGAUGUCACACUUUUGUGCAAGGAGAACUUGGAAACUGUUACAAUCACGAAAGACAGAAUAUAACAAUGACCACAACAGGUACCAGAAUGGCUGGAGGUAGGAAGCGGAGAUGUCAUGCAGAGGCACAAAAGCAGGAUGAAAACAUUAAAGAAGUAAAAAAUGUACAAGCUGGCAAAGCAGAUGUCUCUGAUUGUAUUCGCCAAGAAAUCGAAAGCUGUUACCGGCUCAAGAUGCCUGAAGACUUCUAUCAUUUCUGGAAAUUCUGUGAGGAAUUGGAACCUGACAAGCCAUGUGACGCUCUCAAAUCAAGUAUUGGACUUCAGCUUGUUGGACCAUAUGACAUUCUUUCUGGAAAACACAUAAACACUAAUAAAUCAAAAGAAAUAAAUUUCAACCUUCACUGGAGAUUUUUUUAUGAUCCUCCUGAAUUUCAGACAAUUAUUGUUGGAGACAGCAAAACACAAUAUCAUAUGGGAUAUUUCAGAGAUAUACCAGAUCAACUGCCAGUGUGGGUUGGUGAAACUGAAACCCAGAAAGGCUGUACAAUUUAUCAAGUUGGUGACAAUAUAUUUGCUGCUGUAAAGUUAUUUUUGUCUAAAAAGCUUAAAGAACUGACUAAUAAAAAGAGAGGUGGUUUAUUAAAAGACACAGAUGAAAAACUAACUAAAACAGCAAAACAAUUGGGUUACUCAUUGGAACAAAAAAGUUUGAAGGUGAAACAGCGAGAUAAGAAGAUAGUAACAAAGACAUUUCACGGAGCUGGUUUAGUAGUUCCUGUAGAUAAGAAUAAUGUUGGAUACAGAGAGCUUCCUGAAACAAAUGGUGGUGCCCUGGUAGAGGGGAGCUGCCUGUCAAGCCCAGUCCACGUGCUCGCCAUACCUGGGGGGGGCAACACGGUGAGAGUAACUGCAGCCAGGGCGGCAGGAACAGCGGCUGGCGUGGCCAAUGGGGAUGUGGCGUUCUGGCAUCCGCGGAUGGCCUGGGCUGCAAUAGAAGUCCCCUGCCUCUGUCGGCUGCUUCCUGGAGAAAAGCCGAACCAACGCCUUACAACUGAUGCAGCUGGGGCAAUGAUGGGCAGCCUUUUGCAGCCAGAACCAUCGCAGCUGGGACUACAACACCAACAAUGGCCUGGGACACCACCAGGGAAGCCUUCAUGGACAUUGGCCUGGUUGGAACCUGGCCAGUUACGCCAGAUGCUGGCUACUCGGGGGGGUGAUAGCCGCUGGGUAAUUGGGGGGUGGGGUACACUGGACAAAAACAGCACUGGAAGGCGGAUGCUCCCAGCACUGACUUCACAUGGCUUUAGGUGCCUUCCAGCUGCAUUCUGUGGCAAGCCUGUUAAUAGGACAAUAAAAGCACAGCUUCAGCCAUCUUUGUGCUUUACUGCCAGGCUUGCCCUGACAGGCUGAGACUGGCAUUUUAACAGGAAUAUGUAGACUUAUUAUAUCCACUGUAUAUAUGCUAUAUGUCCUCCAUUAAGAAUAUUGUUUUACAGAGAAAACUAUGGAUUUAUAAUAAAUCUUUAUGACAUAAAGCCCAUGAAUUAAAAGGUAAAAAUGAAACUUAGAGACUGC
This is a messenger RNA of Pantherophis guttatus, 1670 nucleotides long. Lineage: Eukaryota; Metazoa; Chordata; Lepidosauria; Squamata; Colubridae. The record is from RefSeq and is a predicted model, not a curated record.